UCUGCUGACAGUAAUUUCCCAGCCUCGUCCUUCUGCAUCCUCCCACAGCCUCUCUGUGAUUGGCCGGCGGUGCUGAUGACACGUCGGAGGGGGGAGGCGGCAGCAGGGAAAUAAAACCCCUGCUCCGGCUCUGCUCAGGCACAGACGCUCUCACUCCAGACUGAGCUGCCACCUGAACGGAUACUCCAGCAGCAAACCAACCCCGGACACACUAUGUGUAAGGGACUCGCAUCACUGCCCUCAUGCUGCUUGGAAAGGGCCAAGGAGCUGAAAGCAAGGCUGGGAAGCAUUUUGCAAAAACCCAACUGGACUCUAUCCUGCUGCAGCAUCGGGAAAAACAAGCCGACCGUGGAGGAAUGCCUCCGGUGGAAAGAGUCCUUCGAAAGACUGCUGUCCAGCAAAUAUGGCCUGUGCGCCUUCAACGCCUUCCUUGUGUCCGAGUUCAGCGAGGAGAACAUUGCUUUCUACUUUGCUUGUGAGGAUUACAAGAGAUGCAAGAGUUCUGCCAAACUACCCGCCAAAGCCCGGAAAAUCUACGAUGAAUUCAUCGGUGCUGAAGCCCCCCGGGAGAUAAACAUCGAUCAUGAGACCCGGGAUAUCACCAGGGCCAACAUGGAGGUCCCCACCCCCUCGUGCUUCGACCCGGCGCAGCACAAGGUCUACCUGCUGAUGGCCAAAGACUGCUACCCUCGCUUCCUCCGCUCGGCCGCGUACCGAGACCUGGUGUGCCAGGCCAAGUCGGGCAGGAGGCCCAGCAAGCCGGCCCAGCAGGACAAGAACGCGUGAACGGGACUCGUUUGACUCGGGGAUGUCGGAAUGCAAGAAAAAGCGUGGCUGAUGGUGCUGCAUUGGGAAGCUGGUGCCUACGCCGCGAGGUCCGGGGCGGAUCGCCGUCGGGGCGGAUCGCCGUCGGGGCGGAUCGCCGUCGGGCCGGAUCGCCGUCGGACCGGUCCUCCCAGCAGGGCGGAGGACUGGAGAUGGAAGGAGAAGAGGAACGUGGAGGGGCUGGUGGAGUCGGGAGGUCAAAGUCCAGAGGAAGUUCAACACCAGUGACACUUAAAAAACGAGGAAAGGAGAAGUGGGGAAAAGCACUUUCAUUUGCCGCCGGGCAAACGUUUUCUGCCGUUUUUAAGUUGUAAUGUGCAAUGUUCCUCUGUCAAAGACGAGUUUGUAUUUAUUUGUAUUUAUUUACCUGUGUAAGAGUUGUAUUUUUAUCUAACAUUGAUAAAAAAAUGUAUAAUUUAAUUACUUUCAUGUUUAUAUAUUGUUUCCUUUUUUACACACAAACACAUAAAAGACAAUCUAAUAAGUUAUUUGAAAAAUAAAA
Messenger RNA from Cololabis saira (Pacific saury), 1327 nucleotides. It is a transcript of the gene rgs16, whose product is annotated as regulator of G protein signaling 16. Lineage: Eukaryota; Metazoa; Chordata; Actinopteri; Beloniformes; Belonidae. The transcript is spliced from 5 exons. The record is from RefSeq and is a predicted model, not a curated record. The coding region runs from base 214 to 786 and encodes 190 amino acids.